AUGUCGCGCUCGGUGCUGCAGCCCAGUCAGCAGAAGCUGGCGGAGAAGCUGACCAUCCUCAACGACCGGGGCAUCGGCAUGCUCACCCGGCUCUACAACAUCAAGAAGCAAGGACAAGUUUGGAAGGCAUGUGGGGACCCCAAAGCAAAACCAUCAUAUCUUAUCGACAAAAACCUGGAAUCUGCUGUCAAAUUCAUAGUCAGAAAGUUUCCAGCUGUAGAAACACGCAACAACAAUCAACAGCUUGCUCAGCUACAGAAGGAAAAAUCAGAGAUUCUGAAGAAUCUGGCUUUGUAUUACUUCACAUUUGUUGAUGUUAUGGAAUUUAAGGACCAUGUUUGUGAGCUGCUGAAUACUAUUGAUGUUUGCCAAGUCUUCUUUGAUAUUACUGUAAACUUUGAUUUAACAAAGAACUACCUAGAUUUGAUUUUAACCUAUACAACACUAAUGAUACUGCUGUCUCGAAUUGAGGAAAGGAAGGCAAUCAUUGGAUUGUACAAUUAUGCUCAUGAAAUGACGCAUGGAGCAAGUGAUAGAGAAUAUCCACGUCUUGGACAGAUGAUUGUGGAUUAUGAGAAUCCUUUAAAGAAGAUGAUGGAGGAAUUUGUACCUCACAGCAAGUCCCUUUCAGAUGCUCUAAUUUCACUCCAGAUGGUCUAUCCCCGAAGAAAUCUGUCAGCUGACCAGUGGAGGAAUGCACAACUAUUGAGCCUCAUCAGUGCCCCGAGUACAAUGCUUAAUCCUGCACAGUCAGACACAAUGCCAUGUGAAUACCUCUCUCUGGAUGCAAUGGAAAAAUGGAUUAUUUUUGGGUUUAUUUUGUGCCAUGGAAUCCUGAAUAGUGAUGCUACAGCUUUGAACCUUUGGAAACUCGCUCUUCAAAGCAGUUCUUGCCUGUCUCUAUUUCGAGAUGAAGUUUUCCAUAUUCACAAAGCUGCAGAAGACUUGUUUGUGAACAUAAGAGGCUACAAUAAACGGAUUAAUGACAUAAGAGAGUGCAAAGAAGCUGCUGUAUCACAUGCUGGAUCAAUGCAUAGAGAACGACGCAAGUUUUUACGGUCUGCACUGAAAGAACUAGCUACUGUCCUGUCCGAUCAGCCAGGCUUGUUAGGUCCCAAGGCACUUUUUGUAUUUAUGGCAUUAUCCUUUGCUCGUGAUGAAAUUAUUUGGCUUCUUCGUCAUGCAGAUAACAUGCCUAAAAAGAGUGCAGAUGACUUCAUAGAUAAGCACAUAGCUGAACUGAUAUUCUACAUGGAAGAGCUCAGAGCUCAUGUGCGAAAAUAUGGACCAGUGAUGCAGAGAUAUUAUGUGCAGUAUCUCUCAGGUUUUGAUGCUGUGGUCUUAAAUGAACUUGUGCAGAAUCUUUCAGUGUGCCCUGAAGAUGAGUCAAUCAUCAUGUCCUCCUUUGUAAACACUAUGACUUCCCUGAGUGUGAAACAAGUUGAAGAUGGGGAGGUGUUCGACUUCAGAGGAAUGAGAUUAGAUUGGUUUAGAUUGCAGGCCUACACCAGUGUGUCUAAGGCUUCACUUAGUCUUGCCGACCACAGAGAACUUGGAAAGAUGAUGAAUACAAUUAUUUUCCACACAAAAAUGGUAGAUUCCUUGGUGGAGAUGUUGGUGGAAACAUCAGACCUUUCUAUAUUUUGUUUUUAUAGUCGUGCUUUUGAGAAGAUGUUUCAGCAGUGUUUGGAGCUGCCCUCUCAGUCGAGGUAUUCAAUUGCAUUCCCGCUGCUUUGCACCCACUUUAUGAGCUGCACCCAUGAGCUGUGUCCAGAAGAGCGACAUCAUAUUGGAGAUCGCAGUCUUUCCUUGUGUAACAUGUUCUUGGAUGAAAUGGCUAAGCAGGCUCGAAAUCUUAUCACAGAUAUUUGCACGGAACAGUGUACACUGAGUGACCAGCUGCUGCCAAAGCAUUGUGCCAAAACAAUCAGUCAAGCAGUGAACAAAAAGUCAAAAAAACAGACCGGAAAGAAAGGGGAACCGGAGAGGGAGAAACCGGGAGUAGAAAGCAUGAGGAAAAACAGAUUGGUGGUGACCAACCUGGACAAACUGCACACUGCACUUUCCGAGCUCUGCUUCUCAAUCAAUUACGUACCAAACAUGGUUGUCUGGGAACAUACGUUUACCCCAAGGGAGUACUUAACAUCUCACCUGGAAAUCCGUUUUACCAAGUCAAUUGUUGGAAUGACUAUGUAUAAUCAAGCAACACAAGAGAUUGCAAAACCUUCAGAGCUGUUAACGAGUGUAAGAGCCUACAUGACAGUACUCCAGUCAAUAGAAAAUUAUGUGCAGAUUGACAUAACAAGAGUAUUUAACAAUGUUCUUCUUCAGCAAACCCAGCAUUUGGAUAGUCAUGGGGAGCCAACUAUUACCAGUCUGUACACAAAUUGGUAUUUGGAAACCUUGCUAAGGCAAGUCAGCAAUGGGCAUAUAGCAUAUUUCCCAGCAAUGAAGGCAUUUGUGAACUUGCCCACAGAAAAUGAGUUGACGUUUAAUGCUGAAGAAUACUCUGACAUAUCAGAAAUGAGGGCCCUCUCAGAACUACUAGGACCAUAUGGCAUGAAGUUCUUAAGUGAAAGUCUUAUGUGGCACAUUUCCUCACAGGUUGCUGAACUUAAGAAACUUGUGGUGGAGAAUGUUGAAGUGCUAACACAAAUGAGGACCAGCUUUGACAAACCAGACCAGAUGGCAGCACUCUUUAAAAGAUUAUCAUCUGUUGACAGUGUUCUGAAGAGGAUGACCAUUAUUGGCGUAAUCUUGUCUUUUCGCUCAUUGGCACAGGAAGCACUUAGAGAUGUCUUAUCCUACCACAUUCCUUUCCUUGUAAGUUCAAUUGAAGACUUUAAGGAUCACAUUCCAAGGGAGACUGACAUGAAGGUGGCAAUGAAUGUAUAUGAGCUGUCAUCUGCUGCUGGAUUGCCAUGUGAGAUUGAUCCUGCCUUGGUUGUAGCACUGUCUUCCCAAAAAUCAGAAAAUAUUAGUCCAGAAGAAGAAUAUAAAAUCGCCUGCCUUCUCAUGGUCUUUGUGGCAGUCUCCUUGCCAACUUUAGCCAGUAACGUGAUGUCUCAAUAUAGCCCUGCCAUUGAAGGGCACUGCAACAACAUACAUUGCCUGGCAAAAGCUAUCAACCAGAUUGCUGCAGCUUUAUUUACCAUCCACAAGGGAAGCAUUGAAGACCGUCUUAAAGAAUUUUUGGCUCUUGCAUCAUCUAGUCUACUGAAAAUUGGUCAGGAGACAGACAAAACUACUACAAGGAACAGAGAAUCUGUUUAUUUACUGCUAGACAUGAUUGUGCAGGAGUCUCCAUUCCUGACAAUGGAUCUUUUGGAGUCUUGUUUCCCUUAUGUCUUGCUGAGAAACGCAUACCAUGCUGUCUACAAACAAAGUGUCACAUCCUCUGCAUAA
Molecule: messenger RNA, 3405 nt
Organism: Emys orbicularis (European pond turtle)
Lineage: Eukaryota; Metazoa; Chordata; Testudines; Emydidae
Gene: NCKAP1
Product: NCK associated protein 1
Exons: 32
Coding region: 1-3405 (1134 amino acids)
Biological process (GO): cell projection assembly; cell migration; neuron projection morphogenesis
Cellular component (GO): SCAR complex
Source: RefSeq, a predicted model, not a curated record